Messenger RNA from Cercospora beticola, 1958 nucleotides. RefSeq names its product ssDNA-dependent ATPase MGS1 (gene MGS1). The record is from RefSeq and is a predicted model, not a curated record. Gene Ontology annotation, biological process: DNA synthesis involved in DNA repair; DNA-templated DNA replication; DNA repair. NCBI's taxonomy places the organism in Eukaryota, Fungi, Ascomycota, Dothideomycetes, Mycosphaerellales, Mycosphaerellaceae. Gene Ontology annotation, molecular function: single-stranded DNA helicase activity; ATP binding; enzyme activator activity. Gene Ontology annotation, cellular component: nucleus.
GCAUUUUGUUUCUUGUCGUCCUGAUGGUGUUGUGUCCGAUCUGUAGCAAGCCGGUUAAGGAAUUCGACAUCAACAGACACCUUGAUUCAAACUGCACCUCAUUCCUCGAAGGCGAAUCCCCACCAGCGACACAGGCGCCUUCGGCAACGCAGGCCAAUGGAGCAAAAGGGAAGAGUGGUAAGGCAGCGGCCUUCUUCACACCCGCCGCGAAGAAGAGUGCGACUCUGCGAACAGAUGAGGUAGCAUCCUCGUCGCCAGCUGUACCAACACCGAUCUCGAAACCUUCUAUACUACCGUCGAGUACAGUUCCAGUCAAACGGCCGCGCGAAGAGGAUGAAGAAGUGCCAGCGGGAUUGCAGAACAAGGCAGAGGGAGUUGCACCUCCUGCAAAGAAGGCGAAAGACGCACACAAACCACUGGCAGAGCGCAUGCGACCGCAGAGUCUGGACGAAGUGGCAGGACAAGAGCUAGUGGGGCCACACGGAGUACUGCGCAAUCUGAUAGUAUCGGAUCGCGUACCGUCCAUGAUAUUAUGGGGAGGGCCGGGCACAGGAAAGACAACAAUCGCAAGGCUCAUAGCACAAACAGCAGGGACGAGAUUCGUGGAGAUCAACAGCACAUCGAGCGGCGUAGCAGAAUGCAAAAAGCUAUUUGCAGAAGCAAAGAAUGAGAUGGGGCUCACGGGUCGGAAGACUAUCAUAUUCUGUGAUGAGAUACAUCGCUUCAGUAAGAGUCAACAAGAUGUCUUUUUGGGGCCGGUCGAAGCGGGCCAGGUCACAUUGAUUGGAGCGACGACGGAGAACCCGAGUUUCAAGGUCGUCAAUGCGCUGUUGAGCAGGUGUCGGACUUUCACACUAUCGAAACUAUCGGAUGAGGAUAUUUUCGGCAUUCUGAAGCGGGCUUUGUUGCGGGAAGUACCUGGACUGCCAACUCCGUCUCCGAGUCCGUCUGCGGAGGAAGAUUCGGAGUUGGCAAACACCGCACCCAACAGUUUCCAACUACUCUCGGAAGAUGACUAUGCUCUCGUACGAUACCUUGCGGCGUUUGCGGACGGAGACGCACGAACGGGCCUGAACCUCUUGGAACUGGCGCUGGAUCUCUGUCAGAAGCCUGGCACAACUACCGAUGAUAUCAAGAAAAGUCUCACACAAACACUAGUCUAUGACCGCGCAGGAGAUCAACACUAUGAUACAAUAUCAGCCUUCCACAAGUCCGUUCGCGGAAGCAACGCCGAUGCGACACUCUACUAUCUCGCCCGCAUGCUACAGUCCGGAGAAGACCCCCUGUACAUCGCUCGACGAAUGGUAGUCAUCGCGAGCGAGGACGUCGGACUUGCAGACAACACUAUGCUCUCGCUCGCAACAGCAACGUACUCCGCAGCCGAAAAGAUCGGAAUGCCCGAAUGUCGCAUCAACCUUGCCCACUGCGCGGUAGCAUUAGCGCAAUCACCAAAGUCUACUCGAGCAUACCGGGGCUUGAAUGCCGCGUACAAGGCAUUGAACGAGCCCGGUAUUGCGGGAUUGCCUGUUCCGAUACAUUUGCGGAAUGCUCCGACUAAGUUGAUGAAGGAGCUGGGCUAUGGCAAAGAGUAUAAGUAUAAUCCGGACUAUGUGGAUGGGAGAGUUGUGCAGGACUACUUGCCGGAAAAGCUGGAAGGGAGGACGUUCCUUCAGUCGAGGGAUCUUGGGGAGAAGAUUGAUCCGGAGGUUGUGGAGAUGGAUGAGCAGAUGAGGUUGGCGGAGGAGCAUGGGCAUGAGGGUGUAGAGGAGAUUUUGUUGGGGCCUGAUGGGGAUUGAGAGAUGCCAGGGGUUGCGAAAAGAGGAUCCAUUGCCGAGACACAUACCCGGACCCCAGAUGUUGUGAGGGAACCCCAGACGGAGAUUAAUGCCGCUACACCGUCAUUCAAAGGAGUCCUUCGAGCGGAGCGUCGACCUGUGUUGGACGAAGCUCACCGGGAA